UGUGAUCAGCCGUGUCCAAUGACGCUGUCAGGGCAGCAGGGAUCGACACCGAUCAUCAGGGCACUGAUGAUCAGUGCCCUGAUGAUCGGUGCCCAGCAGUGUCACCCACCAGUUCCGCCCACCUGUGCCCAGCAGUGCACCCACCUGUGCCCAGCAGUACACCCUCCUGUGCCCAGCAGUGCACCCACCUGUGCCACCCAGCAGUGCCACACACCUGUGCCCAGAAAUGCCACCUACCUACACCCAGCAGUGCAACCCACCUGUGCCCACCAGUGCCACACACCUGUGCCCAUCAGUGCAGCCCAGCAGUGCUGCCAGUCAGUGCCACCAGUCAGUGCCCAGCAG
Molecule: messenger RNA, 345 nt
Organism: Staurois parvus
Lineage: Eukaryota; Metazoa; Chordata; Amphibia; Anura; Ranidae
Source: the annotation of a GenBank genome assembly